UGGAACAUUUUGCUCUUUAUGGAAAAGUGGUUGGCUCUUAAAAGAGCCGUUGUGGUGAAUCUACUGCAGAUUUGCAGCGUUUUCUCGGCGGAAGUUGAGAUAGAGCGUCUCAUUUCCCCUCUCGUUGACAUGGCAACCGUCGGCGUUGUCGGAGGAAGACGCCAAGGACUCGGUUAAUUCUUUUCCUCGCAUUGCCAUCGUUAUGGCGAUAGUUGCACUUGCAGCUUAUUUAUACAGUGAGCAUGCAAUGCCAUUGGUUAGUUUUCCCUCAGUUCGUCCACGUAAACAUGGUUUGGUUUAAUUCGCCCAAUUUCAAAUUACAUUCAUUCCGCCAAUAGCUGAUCGAUUGAUAGGUGAGUGAGGCAGGAUUGGUCAAUUUAAAAAAUAUUGACCCGCCCAACUUUCACAUUACAUUCAAUCAGACGAUCGCUGAUAGGUUGUUUGUUUGGUGACUUAUGAUUGGUCAUUUGUCCAAAGGCGGAGCCUGACAGGUUGGUUUUGUGAGCUACGAUUGGUCAGUUCUUCCACGGUGUGGUGCAUGGUGCUAUAAAUGCUGCUUCGCGUGCCCACUCCCCCCCCUUUCUGCUCGACCGAACAGAAAACUUUUCGAGAGAACGCUUUUUGCAUUGCCUCAGACAAAGACAAAGACAAAGGACCUAAAUUCGACGGAAACUGCAGUUUGCCAUUGUGUUGGACUUCAUCUGCUGACAUAGAGAUGCCACGAAAGAAGGGUUUCCGUAUGCGACGCACACCCAAGGCUACCCAAGCUGUUGACUGUGCAGUUGCAACAAAAGGUAGGGAAGAAGUAUCUUCACUGUCACCAGUGGAGGUACCAACAGGUGGGUUACAAAAGGUGGUCAAAGGGUCAUUUCAUUAAGGCAAUACAAGGUUUAAGUAUGCAGGAACACAGUGUAUGGCGAUUGCCUUUUGUGCCACUGCUUUACACAGUAUUAAAAAUGUCUUGUUGUGGGAUACUGCUGAUCUUGACAUGGCUGUUGUUGAAGGUGAUCAGUUGUAUGCUACUCUAAGGGAACGUCACGUAAUUAGUCACCCAUCCCACUUUUUGUGUGCCACAGAAUUGCCCAAACAGGAGGUGAUUGCUGGACACAAAUUUGAGUUUUGUGUGAAGGAUGAUUAUGCUUUAGGUGAUGUCAAUGUAGUUUCUGGCUAUUAUAUUGAAAACGGGAUUCAUGUCACUUUGCAUGAUGCUUUGCACACAAUGUUUGGCAAGUACAGCACAUGCAUUCUUACAGUUUGUCAAAGUAGUUGUGCCAUCAUUUGUGAUGCUGGUCAGUAUUGUCUGGUGGAUUCGCACUCGCGUAGCUGUAAUGGCAUGGUGUGCAGUGAUGGAACCAGUGUUGUUCUGUUUUGGUGGUCUUGAUGCCCUUGCUAAUCACAUUAGCAAUUUGGCUGCAGGGUUUGGUGGAGCAGAGAAACUUUUUGAAAUAGCUGGUGUUGUUGUGACUGUUGUGGCUGACAGGAAACGUCACUUGGAGAUGAUGACUGGUGAUGAUGGCAAAAAGUUUAAAAUGGCUGACAUUUCUAGUACAUGUGCAUCUGAUGUUGAGAUCAUCAGUGUUGUUACCACACAGCAUGCCUUUUGUCCAAUGCUUCAAAAUGACUCCAAAGAUGUGUGCCAACUUUUGAAUAUAGAUUGUGAAGUCAAAACUGUGCCUGUCAAUUUGCGUGUUGGACCCUUGGGAGCUCCCUGUAAAAAGGAGAGCAUUGUUGCUGACGGCAACUGUUUUUUCCGUGCCAUAUCACAAGCAGUGAGUGGCACACAGAAAAAUCACAGGAGAAUUAGACUCCAUGUGGUUAAACAUAUGGAAAAGCACUGUGGAGAUUAUGAGAAGCUUCUCAGGAGUGAGUACAGUUGUUUGACAGAGUAUAUUAGAGUUUCCAAAAUGAAAUAUGUCAAUAGCUGGGCAACUGAGGUGGAAAUUCAGGCUGCAGCGGAUAGUUUAGGAAUAAAUAUCUUUACUUUUUACGGUGGUCGUUGGUUGAGAUAUAGUUCAAGGUCAGAAUCCAGUCGUGGGAUUUAUUUGGACAACUCGAGUGGUAAUCACUACGAGUGUGUGACAUGUGUCAAUGAGGGUCAGUUAGGAAGUUGCUUUGGCAUUUGUCAGAAUGGUACAUCCAGGGCUCUACGUUAAAAACAAAAAUGACUUGCCCAUGGGGAAUCCUUAAGGUGAGAACUACUUGCCCAAACUUGCCCCAUGUAAAAUGAAAAGACUGCCAUAAUGAUAUCAUAUAUCAAUAUAUGCUGAUAAUUCAUCAGAUAAUAGUACUGAUGCAUUGUAUUUGGAGGAAUGUCUGAAAAAUUGUGGAGAUAUAUGUUAACAUGGCAAGCCAUGCUACCUUACACAUGGUAGUCGUAGUAAGCAGUGAUAUUUAUAAGUUGUGCACCACAAUGAAACAUUAUUGAAUAGACACAUUUGUGUACUAGUAAAGUGUUUUUAAUCCAGAAAAAAUGCUCAAUGGUCAAACAAUAAUUUGUGAAGCAAAGGUGAGAAAAAUACACAGAAAUGAAACCGCUAGGUUUUGUAGCUUGUGCAAAAUCAGCACUUGGUAUUGGAUCUAAUGGGUGGUGUUUCAUUGUGACCACUUCAAAUUGUCACAGCAAUGUGAUUCACUCACCUGUGCCAUCAUUUGAUUUGCUGCCGCUAAUAAAAUACUUGUUUAGGAGGCACUGUUUCAUCACUUUUGGUGUUUUCCUUCAGAAAUUGUUGAAGAAUUAGACGAUGUUGGCAGGGACGCCAUGAUAGAUGUUUUCCUAGUAAAACGAUCGCUGAUUGGUUGAUCGCGAACAAGAACGGGUGUGGGUAAAACGCGGACUGUGGAUUACGGACCGCGGUCUAAAUAAACGAUUCUGAUUGGUCCAUUUCAAGAUUUGCAAGGAUUGGUUUGCAAAUUACCACUGGAAUUACGCAGUCCGUGUUUUACCAACACCCAACAAGAACCGCUUUAAAAAAAACUCUUGGCAGUACGGCAUGCUAAAGUGCACUUGCCCGACGGGAAUAUUAAUGAUUGGAUUUACUUGCCCCAAUUUUGUUUUAACUUGCCCCGGGCCAUCGGUACAACGUUAUUGUCGAGCCCUGGGUACAUCUCAGGUCAGUCAGUAUGGUACCAGGUCACAUCGGCAUCAAGUAAUUUGCGCUGAUAGUGAAGUAGCAGUUGGUUUGAAUGAUGUUGUUGAAACAGGCAAAGAAAAACAUCAGUCCAUGGUUCCACGUGUAAGCCCGUCCAAAUAUCUAAAAAGGAAAAGGGCCCUGGACAACAGAUGUAAAUAUGUCGCUGACAUGAGCAUAAGGGAGACAAAGAAGGUAAUGACUAUGAAGAAUUACAGAGAACAAGCAGUCUUUAGGCAGAGAAAGAAGACGAGGAGUGUUGAAAAGUAUAGAAAUGAUGUCAUUCAUAAAAAUAGAGUUAAAACAUCUAGCAUCUUUAAGUAUAGGAAUGACAGCUUGCAUCGGGACAGGGUCAAGAUGUGUAGUGUGAGUAAGUAUAGACGUGACAGCUUGCAUCGGGACAGGGUCAAGAUGUGUAGUGUGAGUAAGUAUAGAGGUGACAGCUUGCAUCGGGACAGGGUCAAGUUGUGUAGUGUGAGUAAGUAUAGAAGUGACAGCUUGCAUCGGGACAGGGUCAAGAUGUAUAGUGCGAGUAAGUAUAGAAGUGACAGCUUGCAUCGGGCCAGGGUCGUUAUGCAGGGCGUCAAAAAAUAUAAAAUGGAUACAAGGCACCGGGCCAGUGUCAAACUAGCCAGUAUGAAGAAAUAUCACAGUAAUUUAGAACGCAAAAUGCGUGUCAUUGCAGAUGUGAAGGCACGAAGGCAUGCUGCAAAGUUGCGAGAGGAAGAAUUUGAUGUUGUUGUUGAGAAUUUUUUAGAGAAAGUGAAGAAUGGGCCCCAAUUUGUCUGCUGUGUGUGCCAUAGGUUGAUGUUUAAACAUCAGGUCCUGCAGUGUCACAGAGCAUUACAGCAAAAGUGCAAGUGCUUCUCUUGUGAACACGUGCAUUAAUGAGGAUUAUUUGCACAAAUUUUUGUUGUUGGAGUCUGGUAGAGGGCAGCUGUGGGUUUGCUACACUUGCCAUUACAAGAUUAGCAAAGGGGAAUUCCCACCUGAAUGUGUGGCAAAUAAUUUGGGGGUGGACCCGAUUCCUCCUGAGCUGGCUUGCUUAAACAGCUUAGAGCAACACUUAAUUGCACUAAAUAUCCCCUUCAUGAAAAUGCUAGCUUUGCCUAAAGGGGGGCAAAAUGGUGUCCAUGGGCCUGUGACUUGUGUUCCGGCCAAUGUUGUAGAAACGAAAAAUUUGUUGCCACAGUCCAAUAUGGAAGGCUCUAUGCUCCGUGUCAAACUCAAAAGGAAGCUGACUUACAAAGGACACUACGAGUACCAUUUUGUUGACAGCAUGCACAUUCGUGAAGCCUUGAGGUAUCUGAAAGAGUCUAAUGUGCAUUAUGAAGAUAUAGAGUACAACGAGGAGUGGGUCAAUGACUUUUGUAGGGAACCUGAUGCCUCUCAGGUGGAGGACAGUGUUCCUGCAGUAGAUGUCACACCGCCUCUAGAUGCAGAAGAUGAGCUUCUCCAUGAUAGACAGCAACACUGCAUGUUUCAGGACACAUGUUUAAUGCCAGUUGACAUUGGUCAGGAAGCGCUAGAUCAGUAUUACGACAAUAUAUUGAAUGUGGCUCCGGCAGAAGGCAAUAAUCCUGUGAGGUUGCUUUCUGACCAUUCGAAUGAAGCUAGAUGUUUCCCAGUGUUGUUUCCACGCGGCCGUUUCACGUUUCAUGACACUCGACAAUAUAGGCUGACGGCAUCGCGAUAUUUCAAUAAUCGUAUCAUGCAUGCUGAUAAGCGGUUUGGGCAGAAUGUGGAAUACAUAUUCUAUGCUCAGUACUUGUGUGAACUUGUGCAGGUGGUGUCGAGCAUUUCCAUUGCUUUACGCAAAGGAAUUGCUGGUUUGGUGGCAAAAAUGGCCAAGGAUUUGUUGACCAACGAUGAGUCGUUAAAGACAUUGUUGGAAUGUGACCAGGGCUAUCGUUUUCUGAAGCCCAUCAGAGGCACUCCAGCCUUUUGGCAGAGUACGCAGCGCGAUAUUUUGGCUUGUGUGCGUCAGCUUGGUGUUCCCACGUGGUUUUGCUCUUUUUCGUCUGCUGAUUUACAGUGGCAAAACUUGGUAGACUGUGUUUUGAGGCAAGAGGGUAGAACGCAAACGGCUGCAGAGUUGGAGUGGGCUGACAGGUGUGAUUUGUUGAGACGGAAUCCUGUGACUGCUGCACGGAUGUUUGAUUUCCGGUGGCAUGUCUUUCUCAGAGAGGUGAUAAUGUCUUCGAGCCAACCGAUUGGCAAAGUUGUAGACUAUUUUUACCGGGUGGAAUUUCAGCAGCGUGGUUCCCCGCAUGUACAUUGUUUGUUCUGGGUCGAGAAUGCCCCACGUAUUGAAGUGAACUUAGAUGAAGAAGUCACAAAGUUUAUUGAUAGAUAUGUUACUUGUGAAUUGCAGCCACAGGAUGAAGGAUUGACAGAGACAGUGUCUUCCGUACAGCAGCAUUCUAAGAGACACUCUAAAACGUGCAAAAAGAAAAACACAGUGUGUCGUUUCGGUUUUCCCAAACCUGUGUCAGGACGAACAUUUAUUAGCCAUCAGUUUGACGGACAGGGACAAAAAACAUGCACUUGUUAGGUUAGCCAAUCAACCGGUGUUAAAACAUGCACAUGUCCAAAAGCAUCCCAAAAUGCCGUAAACAUGAAAGCAGAAGAGGCGUCGGAAAUCAUAAAAUCCAUUAAAACAGCCCUGGCUGACGAGAACCACGCAUAUCAAAGCGUGGAACAUUUGUUCCAUAGUCUCGGUAUAACACAAAAUACUUUAGAGGCCGCACAUCGCCGCGUGGGUCGUCGUACGGAAGUCAUAAUGAAGCGUCAAAUCAAUGAGGUUUGGAUCAAUCCAUACAGCAAACCUCUGCUUAAAUGCUGGAAUGCUAAUAUGGACAUCCAGUAUGUCGUUGAUGCGUAUGCGUGCGUGGUUUAUAUAAUCUCGUAUAUUUCCAAAGCUGAGAGGGAGAUUGGAUUGCUGCUGAGUAAUGCCCAGAAAGAAGCAUCCAAACAGGCAAACGUCAGUGCCAAAGAGGCCUUAAAAGGUCUUGGCAGUGUGUACCUGCACAAUAGAGACGUGUGUGCACAAGAGGCCGUUUACCGGGUGACAAAUAUGCAUCUUAAGGAAUGCUCGCGCAAAGUAGUUUUUGUUCCAACAGGGGACAAUGUGGUCAAAAUGAGUUUGCCUGUGAGUGUUUUGCGUCAAAAAGCUUCAUCGGCCGAAUUAACAACGGAAGACAUGUGGAUGACCAGCAUUGUCGACCGUUAUAAAAACAGACCAAACGACGACACGUUUAAUGAUAUGUGCUUGGCACAAUUUGCUUCGGAAUACCGCAUCAUUAGCAAAAACGAAAGGUCGGCAUCCAAAAUAGAACUUAAAAACAACUACGGACAUGUGACAAAACGUACACGGACUAAACCUGCCGUAGUACGCUCUGCGCGCUUUUCAGAAACCAAAAACCCUGAGUUGUAUUAUCGUAGCCUUUUGCAGUUGUAUCUGCCAUACCGGGUGGAUUUGCAGUUAAGACCUGCCAACUGCCCAACAUUUGAAGAAUUUUAUGACAAUGGUGCGGUCCGAUUAAAUGAUGGGUCGAUGCAUUCUGUUCAAUCCAUAGUGGAAACAAAUAAACAACAUUUCGACAGCGACGGGGAUGAACUGGACAGCAUCCAAAGAUCUAUUGAUCACAGCGGUGUUGCUGAGGAUGCGUGGUGUCUGCUGUGUCCAGAGCAAGAAUUGGAAAGGCUACAAUGCGAAGAAGAACGCCGGGAAAAACAACAGUUGGUCGAAGAAGAGGCAGAAGUAAUACCUGACUUGGCAAAUGAAAAUAGAACCGCUCUAAACUUACAAAAGCAAAAGUCAAUGAGUCGAAAUGAUGGCUUGGCAUUGAUACGCUCCCUAAAUAAUACUCAAAUGGACAUUUUUUACAAAAUUAGACAGUGGUGCCUUGAUAAAGUAGGUGGGAGAAAACCCGAGCCUUUACACUUAUUCAUCACAGGUGGUGCCGGGACAGGAAAAAGCCACCUAAUUAAAGCCAUCCAAUAUGAGGCUACCAGGUUGUUGUCAACAAUGUGUCGGCAACCGGACAAUAUUUCUGUCUGUCUAGCUGCACCAACAGGGAUUGCUGCUUACAAUUUGAAUGCCACAACAAUACACAGCACAUUGAGCAUCGGCAAGGAUACCCGUUUGCCUUACACACCACUGGGUGAGGAAACGGUCAAUUCCUUGCGUGCCAAGUUUGCGGACCUCCAAAUUUUGAUUAUUGAUGAAAUAUCGAUGGUUGAUCACAAGUUGUUGACGUACAUUCAUGGUAGGCUCCGACAAAUUAAGCAAACCGGUGACUAUGCUGCAUUUGGCAACGUCAGCAUCAUCGCCGUCGGGGAUUUUUACCAGUUACCGCCAGUCAAAGGAAAGCCUCUUUAUGUCGAAGACGCCACUUUCAACUUGUGGACAAAUCUUUUCAGUGUUGUCGAACUGACAACGAUAGUCCGGCAAAAAGAUAAUCAGUUUGCAGCAUUGCUAAAUAGACUCCGCAAAUAUCCAAAAGGUGCGGCGUUGUUGGAAACAGACAUAGAACUUUUGAAACAGCGCGAAACGGGUGAGGUCAGCUCCGCGUUACAUGUGUUUCCAACCAAUCAACAAGUAAACGAAUACAAUCUAAAACAGCUUUUCAGGAUCUGUCCGGAGUACACAACAAUAAAAGCUGAGGAUUUCAGCCAAAACAAAAAAUCCGGUAAAUUAGAAAGAAAAGUAGGGCACCACAGCAAGGUUUACAACACGUGUUUAGAGGAAACUCUGCACAUCGCUAAAGAUGCACGUGUAAUGCUUUGCAAAAACAUCGAUAUUGACGACGGCUUAGUUAACUGGGUUAGUGGCACUGUCUCUGAUGUUCUUUUCCAAAAGGAUGACACAUUUCCGAGUAAGAUCUAUAUAAAGUUUGAUGAUGCCAAAGUAGGUCAACAAAGGCGCGCACAAACUGCUGAGUCUGUCACGCUAAAAGACAGUACAUUUAUUCUGCCAGAGGAAGAAAAAGUAACUAAAAGCGGUGGCAUGCGUCGCCAGUUCCCUCUGAAGCUCGCUUGGGCUUGCACGGUACAUAAAGUCCAGGGUGUUACCGUGAGCAAUGUAGUUGUGUCUCUAGACAGGGUGUUUUCCGCAGGGCAGGCGUAUGUUGCAUUGAGUCGGGUCACAGCUUUAGACGGUUUGAUUAUUGAAAAGUUUAAUGCCGAAAAGAUUUACUGUAAUGAUGCCAUUAAGAAUGCUGUAGGUAGGAUGCCAGCAUUUUUGACAGAAAGUGAACCAACACAAACAAAUGUACAACCACCACAUUUCACAAUUUAUUUGAUGAAUGUCCAAAAUUUGACGAAACAUGCGUCAGAUUUGGCAGCAUGUACACAGCACCUGCAGCCUAACUGCAUCGCUGUGACAGAAACGUGGCUGCCAACGGCAUGUACACCCAGCAGUGUAACCAUUCCUGGGUAUCAUUUCCAUAGCCAACCACGAUGUUUGUCUUACUCCAGCAGUAACCCUGCUUUGGUAGAAUUACAAGGGCAACAGCAUGGCGGAGUUGGCAUGUACAUUGCAGACCACCUGCACUGUAGUGUUGUCUCCGCCCCAAACUUCAACUUGGAAGUUUUACUGGUGAACUGCUCCUCACCCAGUGUGUUAAUAGCAGUUGUGUAUCGACCACCCUCCUAUCCAAUGGCGUUGUUUCAAGGUCACCUUGGCACGCUGCUGGAUUGGUUGCACCAGAAGUACGCCAGCAUUGUCGUACUGGGAGAUUUUAAUGAAAAUUUGUUAAAAUCUUCCACUAUCAGCACAUUCAUGGCUACGAAAGGGUUCUGCCAGUCAGUCAAACAUCCUACCACAGAAAAGGGUACACUAAUUGACCAUGUAUAUGUCAAAACAUCACACUUUGAUGUAGAAUCGGUUGUGAUGCCCACUUAUUUCAGUGAUCAUGAAGGGAUUUUGUGCUCUUUUAAACACUAAAUUUAAAACACACACACAUACACAUUCCACUUCAGCGUUCUUCUGGCAGUCUUAUGGUGUAAGUGUAGUGUAUAGUGUAAAAUAGGUUUAGGUUCAACCAGUGGACAAUUUACAAUCCACGAGUUUACUUGCCCACGAGAACGGUGGAUUGUAUUUGUCAAUCACUGAAUGAACGUGUAAGUGUAGUGUAUAGUGUAAAAUAGGUUUAGGUUCAACCAGUGGACAAUUUACAAUCCACGAGUUAAGAUCCCAAUUUCUGUCAAACCAGUAAAUUAACAUGUACAUAAUGUAAACAUGUAAAUAUUGUAAACAUGUAAAUAUUGUAAACAUGUAAAUAUUGUAACAUCUGCAUGUAUUUUAAAUAGUGUAAAUAUGUAUAUAUGUAAAUAUGUAUAUAUGUAAAUAUGUAAAUGUGUAUAUAUGUAAAUAGUACCUGAUGAAAUGAUCCCAGUGCUGCCUCACUCACCUGUCCUCUUGUCUUGAUAGUUACCGCCUGUCUGCCUUAAAGUUAAAUACUAAAGGGAUUCAAACCUUUUUCAACAGUUAUUUUUCUAACCAAAUUGUAUUAGUCAAUCACUGGCGCAAAAUUCAACCACUGCCCAAAAUUAAGAAUCAAAGGGAUUAAAACUAAGACUUUUCUGAACACGUUGGUAUUUUUCUAACCAGUGGACAUUUUCCAAUCCGUGAGUUUACUCUUCCGAGAACGGUGGAUUGUGUUUGUCAAUCACUGGCGAAAAAUAUGUUUUUUCAGACACGGUAAUGCAAACAAUGAGGGCAAUGUAAAUAUGUAAAUGAAUAUGUGAAUAUGUAAACAUGUAAACAUGUAAACAUGUAAACAUGUAAACAUGUAAACAUGUAAACAUGUAAACAUGUAAACAUGUAAACAUGUAAAUAUGUGAAUGUAUAUUGUGACUAACCUCUGCUCUUGUCUUUCCAGUUGCCGGCUGUCUUCAGUUCCACGCACAUGAUCUUUAUAUUAAACAUAGUAGCAGUAGAAGUGCAUGCGUAUGUUAACAUAGUAGCAGUAGAAGUACAUGCGUAGAUUUAACAUAGUAGCAGUAGAAGUACAUGCGUAGAUUUAACAUAGUAGCAGUAGAAUAGCAUAGAAGUAAAACUAAUCCCAUAAGUGCAUCAUACCAACUAUUAUAAUAGCAAUGUAGUCGUUUGCAUGCAUGUGAGUUUUCAUCAACAGGACAAGACCCCUCUGACGGUGUGAGUGUCCUCUGACAACUGCUGCAUGUGUGAAUGCUGGCUGCUUCCAGAGGAGCACCCACCGUUGCACCUUGACAUCCACCCAUUGAUGACUAGAUAGGAUACUGGUGAUUCCAGGAACUGGUCAUCGUGGGACUGCAACUGCUGAUCCUUUCCUCCACCCAUUCUUAACCCUCUGUCCUUUCUUCACCACUGUCUACCUACCAUCUCUCCAUGUCAUCCCUCUCAACCCAACCGGUCGAGACAGAAGGCCGCCCCAUAGAGCCUGGGUUCUGUCCAAGGUUUCUCAGAGUUUUUCCUUGCCUCCGUUGCCAAGUGCUUGCUCGUGUGGGGUUCAGUUGGUUCUCUUUCUAGAUAACUUCCAUAUGAUGAUUAGAAUUGGCACUAAAUAAAAUAAAUUGGCUUGACAUAA
Messenger RNA from Doryrhamphus excisus (bluestripe pipefish), 10702 nucleotides. Lineage: Eukaryota; Metazoa; Chordata; Actinopteri; Syngnathiformes; Syngnathidae. The record is from RefSeq and is a predicted model, not a curated record.